This is a messenger RNA of Acipenser ruthenus (sterlet), 1406 nucleotides long. Its product is annotated as protein canopy homolog 2-like. Gene Ontology annotation, cellular component: endoplasmic reticulum. The transcript is spliced from 6 exons. The record is from RefSeq and is a predicted model, not a curated record. Lineage: Eukaryota; Metazoa; Chordata; Actinopteri; Acipenseriformes; Acipenseridae. The coding region runs from base 501 to 1052 and encodes 183 amino acids.
UAUUUAACUGGUUUUUUUGUUGCUGUCAUUAAAAUAUCUUACUGUUUGAGUUUUGCGUGACGCAACAACAGCUUAGUAAAUGUGUUUCACACGGAUGGUUUGUACUGUAAUGAAUUAAUUAUUAUUAUUUUAGAAGCCGUGAUGAAAUUCUUGUAAUUUCCAAAGAUACGCAAUAACUAACCUGGGGGGGGUGGGGAUAUUUAACUUUUAAAAUGAGAGAUUAGUGCUAGUGUUGCUUUUAAAUAAAAGGAUCAUUUUAAAAUAUAUAUGUGUAGCUUUUGAUUAAACGGAGCGUUCUGGGGUCUCUUGAUCAGAAUGCUUCAGUAGCUACACGUGCAAACAACACAACUCGAACAAACACGUCGAGUAUUCGGGAUGAAUAUCUGUUUAACAAACGCUCUGGGACAUUGCAUUUAAAACACGGGUAACACUUUCGCCAGCAUUGCUGUGGUGCUGCGUUGACAGGACAAGGCUCCAGUUAAUAAGGACCGGUCUGGGAGAUGAAGACCUGUUUGAUCGCGCUGUGCCUGUGCGCGGCGGCCGCCUUGCUGCUGCAGAGCGUGAACGGAAGGAGAGGCCAGGAUCUGCACUGUGGAGCCUGCCGAGCCCUGGUGGAUGAGAUGGAGUGGGAGAUAUCUCAGAUCGAUCCCAAGAAAACGAUUCAGGCAGGAUCCUUCAGGAUCAACCCGGACGGCAGCCAGUCCAUCAGAGAGGUUCCCUUCGCUCGCUCCGAGUCCAGCCUGCUGGAGGUGAUGGAGCGCGUCUGUGAGAAGAUGUCGGAGUACGCUGAGAAGCAGGACCCCGGCUCUCAGCGCCCCUCCUACGAGCGGAUCGUCUCCCGGGACGGCAAGAAGACGGACCUGUCGGGGAGCAGGUUCGACACGCGGGCCGCCGCCAGCCUCAAGUUCACUUGCGAGGCUAUCGUGGAGAAGUACGAAGAUGAGCUGAUUGAGUUCUUCUCUCACGAAACGGAGAACGUCAAAGACAAGCUGUGCAGCAAGCGAACAGAUCUCUGCGACCACGCUCUCCACAUACCUCACGAUGAGCUCUGAGGAUGAGUUUUUCUCGUCGUCUAACAGAACCGGAUCCAUCCAGCUGACCCUUUUGCAAAACUGGUUCCAACAAACUGAGCCCAGAAGAUCUGAUCCAGCUCCAGCCAAAAAGAGUUUCCUCACCCCCCCUGCAGAAUGAACUCGUUCUGCUUCACAAAGUCCAGUGAAACCUGUCGAAGCAUGUUACGAUAACAUGCUGCAUUACAUGCCACAGCUUUACAGUUUUCCCAGAAACUGCAACAUGUGACCUUUUGAAAUCUAACUUGAAAUACUGUACUGCUGUUCUGGCUUCCUUUGCGAUAUUUCUUUGAUUUGAUUUGCGUGAUGUUAAAUAAAAUAUCUAAAUUAUGUUCA